CUUCCAUGUCGCUGUCAUUCUGACGCAUGCGCAGAUGUUAGCGUCUGUUUCCCUAACCGCCCUUACUACUUUCCUCGUAGGCUUUAGUUGUGCUAAAUAACUGUAUUGUGUGUUUAUUGUGUGUUUAUUGUGUGUGUAUUGUGUGUAUUGUGUUUUUAUUGUAUGUUGUGUUUCAGUCUAACAGGCUGGAAGGUUGUCUUUUUUGUUUUUAGGCGUUCGUUUUCGCAGGAAGUGGUACGUCAUUGAUGUGGUGUACUUCCGGGUUUAUGUUUGUGUCAGACUGCUGGACGUUUUUUUCUCAGCUCCACGGAACAAAACUCUUGUUGUUUAUCAUUAAACUUUUAUCAUGAUUCACAUUUUAAUGUCCGUGUGAUUAAAGUGAACAUUUCGUGUGAUGAUGGAGUCUCCUCAGGCAGAUGAUGAUAUCUGUAUCCUGAAGCACGAGACAGCGUAUGCAGUUGAAAGCCCGGUGGCCAUGUGCUCAGGGGACGAGUCGGUCGCUUCUCAUUUCGCUCUCGUCACUGCCUACGAAGACAUCAAGAAGCGCCUGAGAGACACCGAGAAAGAGAACACACUGCUGCGCAAACGUGUUAAACAGCUGGAGGACAAGUUGUUCAGACCUGAAGCUCCUCCCUCUGAAGGGCCGCAGUACAUGAAUAAAGCAUUCAGUGCGUAUCGGGGAAUCUACAUGGAGAAGAAAGACUUACAAGCUGAGCUCAAUAAACUGAAAAAGGAGCGAGCUGAGGCUGAGAAGAUUUUAACUGAACAGCUGCAGGCAAAGGAGCUGGAACUGCUACAGCUCAGAUCAGAGAUGGAGACCAGUCAGGUGAUGAAGAGUCUGAAUGAGACGCAGGAUUACUGGCACGUUAAUCGAGAGAGCAGUGAUGUACAGAUGCACACUCUACAGGAGGAAGUGCAGAGACUCAGACUGGAAAACAACCACUUACAAACACUCUGCACCUUCCGACAGGAUGUGUCUGAGAGCUUGGUGAAAAACGAUGAGGUCCAGCAGGGGGCGCAACUAUACUGCAGGUCUGCAGUAAUGAGUGUGUAUGAGGACAUGUGCAGUGAAGUGACCCAUCUAUACACACUGGUAAAAGAUCAGAGUGAAUUGAUGAAGAAACUCAGAGACAGACCUGCACUCAGGAGAGCGGCCUCAGCUCUUCCUGUUCAGUGUUUGGAUGAUGUGGAGAAAAACCAUUCGUUGGUUCGAGCUCCAAUUCCCCGUCCCCCCAGCGCCCCACCACUCCAUGUGGCCCCACCCCCUGGUACCUCAUACGCAGAGAACUGGAAGGAGGCGUGGCCUCUAAACCGCCCCUCCCCUUUGGGAAGUCCGGCUGGCCCACCCAUUACACCUCAGAAUGCUGCUUCUUCAUUAGACGAUGACUCCUGGUCUAUCCCUGCCCACCCUUCGCCUGGCCAUGUCCCAUUCUGGGAGGAGCCAAAGUCCAACAGCACAGAGUGGUCUAAGCCGUACUGACGGACAAGUGACUCGUCCAAUCACAUCCUGCCUUAAGACCACCACCCAGACUGAGAUACCUCACACUGCUCUCAGCUGGGCUUGUACAGAACAUACACUUCCAGACAGAGAGAGAGAGAGUGUGUGUGUGUGUGUGUGUGUGUGAGUGUGAGUGUGUGUGUGAGUGUGUGUGUGAGUGUGUGUGUGAGUGUGAGUGUGAGUGUGAGUGUGAGUGUGAGUGUGAGUGUGAGUGAGAGAGAGAGAGAGAGAGAGAGAGUGUGUGUGUGUGUGUGUGUGUGUGUGUGUGUGAGAGAGAGAGAGAGAGAGAGAGAAUCCUAUAAUUGUGAUUUAGGUGUGGUAAAAGUCUGAAUUCUAUUUCCUGUGUUGUUUUUAUUCUCAUGACUGUGAAGAAAGGCUUUAGUUCUGUCAGCUCUGUUCCAAUCCUUCUUUAAUGUGCCCUAGCCCACUUCCCCUUGGCCACAUUAGGGCUGGUCCAUGUUUAUGAUGUUCUCGUGUUAAAUGAGGACUGAGUGAACAUCAGUGUGUCUGCUUCAGGAUUAAAUUUACCCAGAAGACAUUGCUGUCAUCACAAUUAAAUUAGUAAGUUAUUAAAUUGAUUAUUAUUUAAAAAAAAACCGAAAUGCUAAAGCUAGUUAACUUUGGGGUUUAUUGGUCAUUUAUGUUAGCUAAUCAUAAUUAGCCAGCUAGCAAGCUAAUAGCUCUUUUAUAAAAGUGAUAAAAACUUGUGUAGCAUUGUAGCUAAAUUACAGAAGAAAAGAGCUUUAAGCAAGUCGGGGGGCACUUACUUAUGAACACCACAUUAAAUCUGCAGCUCUCAUAUACGUGCGUGUGUGUGGUUGUUGUGAUGUGAGUCAAACAGGGUGUGUAAACAGGAAUCGGAGCACAGGGUGUGUGUGUGUGUGUGUGUGUGUGUGUGUGUAUAAAUGUUGAAACUGUGUUCACACUGACACUCCUCGUGGAAGAGUAUUAACACGAUAAGUGAAGGAACUGUGUGUGUGUGUGUGUGUGUGUGUGUGUGUGGCUCCUUACUGUGUUAUGUUUGGACGUGUUUUCGUUUCUCGGCGUUGACGUCGUGCCGAAAUGCAAUGUACAGCUGAUGGGUUUUUAUUAUUUUUUUUAGCUCAGCUCUGUUUGUAAAUAUUAAAGUGAGAUGAAUGUAA
Molecule: messenger RNA, 2640 nt
Organism: Tachysurus fulvidraco (yellow catfish)
Lineage: Eukaryota; Metazoa; Chordata; Actinopteri; Siluriformes; Bagridae
Gene: azi2
Product: 5-azacytidine induced 2
Exons: 8
Coding region: 395-1480 (361 amino acids)
Biological process (GO): canonical NF-kappaB signal transduction
Cellular component (GO): cytoplasm
Source: RefSeq, a predicted model, not a curated record